Messenger RNA from Lottia gigantea (owl limpet), 672 nucleotides. RefSeq lists its product as hypothetical. Gene Ontology annotation, molecular function: structural constituent of nuclear pore. Gene Ontology annotation, cellular component: nuclear pore inner ring. The transcript has 10 exons. Lineage: Eukaryota; Metazoa; Mollusca; Gastropoda; Lottiidae. Bases 1 to 672 code for a protein of 223 amino acids. Gene Ontology annotation, biological process: RNA export from nucleus; protein import into nucleus. The record is from RefSeq and is a predicted model, not a curated record.
AUGGCGGGCUCCAGUGAAAGUUUCAGUAAUAGAGCGUUAUGGCAGUUUAUAACAGGAUCUGGUAUAUUACGUCCAAGGGAGCUGAUAACUCUAGAGCUGACCAAGGCCAAGACAAAAAUAUUAAAUGGUUUACUCAACUAUCAUAAACAGAAGACACCAAGUGGAGAGCAGUUAAAAAAAGAUAAAAAUAUCACUGGAUUACAGCUAGAAUUUACACUGAAACUCAGCAAAUUUCUUGAUUUGGAUGAAGUUGAAAGUUAUUCAUUAUUUUGUUCCUUUCUGGUCAAUGAGUUUCGUGGUUCCAAGAAAAAUCUACAGCAAUUAUUAAGUCAAGAUCGUCAUGUCCAAGGUUUGAUAUUAAAGAUAAGAGAUUAUUAUUAUACAGAAAGAUUGUAUGGGUUGAGAUGUCUACAUCAUAUAUUUAAUUACUGGCCUGUAGCUGAACAUCCUUAUAGAGAAUCUUAUGCUGAGUUUUUAGACAGUUUGUUAGAAAAUAAACAACUUUUAACAAAGAUAUUGGAACAGUUCGAUAGUAUAUGUCAAGAACAGUUACCAACUUACGAAACACGUGGUUUAUUGAUGGUAAACCUGUGUCUACAGAGAUUAAUAUAUUAUACAGAAUACCUUGAUAACAAUCAACCUAAUGAUCUAGUAUUGUUAUUUUACAGGUAA